Messenger RNA from Mus caroli (Ryukyu mouse), 1425 nucleotides. RefSeq names its product claudin 9 (gene Cldn9). Gene Ontology annotation, molecular function: structural molecule activity. Gene Ontology annotation, cellular component: bicellular tight junction; membrane. The record is from RefSeq and is a predicted model, not a curated record. Lineage: Eukaryota; Metazoa; Chordata; Mammalia; Rodentia; Muridae.
CCCAAGUGGCACCUCACAGUUCCCUGUUUUGAGACAAGCUGUAUACCAACUGAGAGAAGACUUCAACCAAGAAAGUAUGUGAGCAGCCAGCAGAGAGGAACGCGGCUGUUCCUAGUUCAUGGCAGAUCUGGAGGGCUGUAAUGGGUGAAGGCUUCCAGGAAGACACAAGCAAUACAGAUGAGCGGGACCUAAGGACUUCUUCGUAUUCAGUGAGUACCAGAUGUGUGAGAGGCCCGCAGCUGUGAGGUCUGGCCUGGCCUGAGAUCAACAGAUCCCCCUCCUGAGCAGUGAGACGCACCCGAACUCCAACACAGUGCUCCCAACCCUGUUGAGUGAUUCAGGCUGAGAGCUGAGAAGACCCGAGGAGCAGAUGGCUACCACUGGCCUUGAACUCCUCGGCAUGACCCUGGCUGUGCUAGGCUGGCUAGGAACUUUGGUGUCCUGUGCCCUGCCACUGUGGAAGGUGACCGCUUUCAUCGGCAACAGCAUCGUUGUGGCUCAAGUGGUAUGGGAGGGGCUGUGGAUGUCCUGUGUGGUCCAGAGCACUGGCCAGAUGCAGUGCAAAGUAUACGACUCACUGCUGGCACUGCCCCAGGACCUGCAGGCAGCCAGAGCCCUCUGUGUCGUGGCCCUCCUGCUGGCUUUGCUGGGCCUGCUGGUGGCUAUCACGGGCGCCCAGUGCACCACGUGUGUGGAGGACGAAGGUGCCAAGGCCCGUAUUGUACUCACCGCAGGGGUCCUCCUCCUCCUCUCGGGCAUCCUGGUGCUCAUCCCUGUCUGCUGGACAGCCCAUGCCAUCAUCCAGGAUUUUUAUAACCCACUGGUUGCCGAAGCCCUCAAGAGAGAACUGGGGGCUUCCCUCUACCUGGGCUGGGCUGCUGCUGCACUGCUCAUGCUAGGGGGAGGGCUCCUCUGCUGUACAUGUCCCCCAGCACACUUUGAGCGUCCCCGCGGCCCCAGGCUGGGCUACUCCAUCCCUUCCCGUUCAGGUGCUUCGGGACUGGAUAAGAGGGACUAUGUGUGAGGCUGAGGCUUCUUCCAGAAGCUUCCACCUGCGGCUUCAUGCCCUGCAUUGGGCUACAUCCUUAUAUCUCAUCAAAUCCAUGCGCCUGCGAAGCUCACUUAUUGGCCAGGACUUGGCUCUUGGGGAUCUCAGCUGGUCUGGCUUGAGCUAACCCUCUGUAGUGGUUGCAACCCAGAUACUGGGUACCCUGCUUAUCGCUGCCUCCCAGGAUUUUGCUGUGGUUUGCUCUCCUGGACUUUCUUACUCUGGAACCUGGACCUCAGCCUCCUUGCCUUCAAAGUAAGAUGUGGACUGUGACCUAAUACUGAGGCUUUAGCUGGUCAAGUCUAGCCCAAGCACCACCUGAAUCCAAGUUACCCAGCCCCCUACCCUACCUGGGAAUAAAAGCACAUUGUAACUGA